Messenger RNA from Schizophyllum commune H4-8, 660 nucleotides. Its product is annotated as ribosomal protein S5 domain 2-like protein. Gene Ontology annotation, cellular component: ribosome. The transcript has 2 exons. The record is from RefSeq and is a predicted model, not a curated record. Bases 1 to 660 code for a protein of 219 amino acids. Gene Ontology annotation, molecular function: RNA binding; structural constituent of ribosome. Gene Ontology annotation, biological process: translation. NCBI's taxonomy places the organism in Eukaryota, Fungi, Basidiomycota, Agaricomycetes, Agaricales, Schizophyllaceae.
AUGGAGGACCAGGGCUUCGACUUCGCCGACCCCGACUGGGUCCCGGAGAAGUCCGACGAGGUUCAGGAGACGCAGCGCGAGUCGCGCACACUGCCUAAGUCGUUGAAGUGGAACUUGCACCGCUACGCAUUGGUCUCGCGGUUCGUCAGCCACCAGACGGGCAAGGGCAAGAUCGCGCGGUACAACAUGAUGACGGUCAUCGGGAAUGGCGACGGCAUUGUGGGCUUCGGGCAGGGCACGCACGAGGAGUCGAGCAAGGCGCUGAAGAUGGCCGAGCUGCAGGCGAUCAAGAACUUGGACUACGUCGACCGGUUCGAGAAGCGGACGAUUUGGUCCGACCUGGAGACGAAGUUGGGUGCGACGAGGGUGAAGAUGCGCCCACGUCCGCUGGGCUUCGGGCUCAUGUGCAACCCGAACGUGCACCAGGUUCUUAAAGCCGCCGGCAUUAAGGACAUUUCUGCGAAGGUCUGGGGCAGUCGCAACAAGAUUCAGGUUAUCAAGGCGACCCUUCGCAUGAUUCAGUCCGGACACGCACCCAUUGGCAUGGGCGACGGUAUCGGCGGCAAGGGCCUGACGGGUAUGAAGGGCAUGGGCCUCAUCAGCAAGCAGGACGUAGAGAGGGAGAGGGGGCGCAAGCUCAUUCAUCUCCAAAAGUCAUAG